Carassius carassius (crucian carp) is the source of this 1170-nucleotide messenger RNA. RefSeq lists its product as uncharacterized. NCBI's taxonomy places the organism in Eukaryota, Metazoa, Chordata, Actinopteri, Cypriniformes, Cyprinidae. The record is from RefSeq and is a predicted model, not a curated record. Gene Ontology annotation, biological process: proteolysis. Gene Ontology annotation, molecular function: cysteine-type peptidase activity. The transcript has 9 exons. The coding region runs from base 1 to 1068 and encodes 355 amino acids.
AUGGAAAAGAGUCAGUGGGACUUGAAACAUAUUCGUUUUACUUCUGGCCGGCUCACCAGGCUUGAUGACUUUGUAGCCCAGUAUCGGAUUAGCCACACUGCACUCCUGAAGGAGUAUGAGGACUCCGAUAGAGUUUUCCGAAGGAAGACUUACAGAGUAGAAAAAGAAAUAUGGAAAGAAAAGCAACAGAAAAAACGGGGAAGAUAUGUCUCAGCAAUUCCCAAGCCUUUCCGUUUCAAGACAUCAAAAAAGAAGUCCUCAGUGUCUGAGGGUCCCAUUGGAAAACAAAUCUCGCCACCACAGCUAAGGUCAUCCCUGGAGGGGGACCAUGAAAACAUUGUUGACAACAAGGCAAAGACAACAGCAACCCCACAGGAUCAACUCACCUCUUUGUGGAAAAGGAGAGACACUGAGGUUGUGGUUUCUGUGAUCCCUACACAAACCAAAGUAACAUCAUUUAUCAUUCAUCACAGUGAACUUUGUACACUUCGGCCACACCAGUGGCUAAAUGGCGAGAUAAUUGAAGCCCUGUUUCAUAUUGCUGCCAGUGAGCUAGAGAUCGGGAAUUCCAUUUACAUUCUUAAUCACUACGUAGCAGGUGUGAUUCUGUUUGGGGAAAAACCUCAGCUUGCCUGGCAAAAAUUGUCAAAGAUUAACUUGAACAAUUACCAGGGAAUUGUUUCUUUUGUGAACAUUGACAAUGUCCAUUGGAAGUUUCUGUUCAUAAAUGCGGUCAACCACACAGUGUACCUGGUAGACCCAUCAAAAAGUCCCACAGAGAAAGAUGACUCAAUUCAUGCUGCCCAAAAACUCAGUGAGUACAUACAAAUGAGGAAUACUCAACAAAGAAAAACAGAGUGGCUGAAUAUACAGUGGAAAGGAGGAGUUAUGACACAUCCAGUCCAGCAGGAUGGCAGUAGCUGUGGCGUCAUUGUUGUCUUGAUGGCAAGGGAAAUAAUGAAAGCAUUUCCAAAUGUUCCCAUUUUACAAUUUGGAACUUCCAGAAAGGAAAUGGCCAAUGAACGAAAAAUGAUGGCUCUACAGAUACUCAAAGCAUCAGGUUUGUAAAACAAGUUCUUGUCUGCUGUGUGCUUAAAUAUAUAAUAAAAUGCAGCUUCUCACAUCUGACUCAAGUCAAAAUUCAAAUACACCAAGCAGAAUUCAAGUAUA